CAUUAAAAUUCACAACAUCAAAUUCUUUUAUCGCCUGAAUCAUUGUCAUUGGUCUUUCCUCUCCCCCCUUCUUUUUUAUUAUUAUUAUUUAUGUAAUUUCCUUUUUCCUCUCUUCGCUGGAUCUUCCGUCGGAGAAUUCGAGGUCACUUCCUUGGGUUUUUCCGGCGGUUCGAGCAGAGAAUUUGUCUGUACGGAUAGCGUAUGAUAUAUACAAGCACAGACGGGGAGCUUAAAGCUGGAAUCUUGAAGAGAAAUGGUGCUCACAGUGUUUACAUGGCGCUAUGGAGGUCGUGAAGUCUAUCUUUAUGGUUCCUAUAAUGGGUGGGGUGAUAGAACAGUGAUGAAUUUGGUGAAUGGUUCCGCCAUGGCUUUUAGUGCAGCUAUUGAUCUUCCCCCAGGUUAUCAUCAGUAUAAAUUCUUGGUUGAUGGCACAUGGCAAGUUGACGAGGAACAGCUUCGUGUUAUUGAUGAAAAUGGUGUUAUCAACAACUUAAUUUUUGUUGAGGAACCGAGCGUUAAUGCUCAGAGAUUACCCCCUGAAGCUGUUCGGAGUACCUUGGACUUGGAUAGCAUAAGAGAUAUGCAGCUUGAGGCUUCAUCUUCAGGUGUACUACCAAAUGGUCGAAUUCUGCAAUUACCAGAAGACAGAACAGAUGCAUCACGCCAUCGUCUAUUUGUGCAUUUAUCGUCCUUUAAAGCACAUGAUUUGAUGCCCUAUUCUGGAGAGGCCAUUGCCUUGGAUACUGAAGUGGCAGUGAAACAGGCUUUUCAUAUCAUGUAUCAGCAGGGGCUUCCUGUCAUGCCUCUUUGGGAUGCGCAGAACUCGAGGAUUUCUGGAAUGCUAACUGCUUCAGAUUUUAUUUUGAUUUUACUCGAGCUUCAUCAAUUUCGUGCUUUGCUGACUGAUGAAGAACUUGAAAUGCACACAAUUUCUUCAUGGAAGAAUGAUAAACUUCAGUAUCAAAGAGAUGUGGCUGGGGCUUUCUUACCGCUUCAGAGAAGGGAAUUAAUCCAAGUUGGGCCAGAUGAUUCUUUGACAGAUGUGGCUUUGACAAUAUUACGGAAUGAAAUUUCUUCAGUUCCAGUUAUAUAUUCGCCGGAAGAUGGAUUUUGCCCUCAAUUGCUGCAUAUUGCAUGCCUUGCUGGAAUAUUAAGACACAUAUGCUGGCAUUUUAGGCACUCCCUUGAGUAUCUGCCGCUUCUGCAGCAAUCCAUUUGUAAUCUUCCCGUGGGUACCUGGACAAGAGAAUUUGGGUGGGCGAAUAACCGGACAUUGUUAACAUUACAUCCCAGCAGUUCUCUCGGUUGUGCUCUUAAUUUAUUAAUUAGAGCUCGGAUAAGCUCAAUACCUAUAGUUAAUGAUAACGGGGUCCUAAUAAACAUAUAUUCUCGGAGUGAUAUUACCUCUUUGGCCAACGGCAACGUCUAUGCUCACAUUCAACCUGAUCAAACAAUGCUGUCUCAGGUGGUACAGGUGUUAAAUGAAGCAGGCCAUGAUCGAUACCGGGUGUGCACACGCUUUGCUUCAUUAUAUACAGUCAUGGAGGUCCUCUCUGACCCAGGUGUGCGCCGCAUUUUUGUGAUUGAUGGUAUUACCCGGCGCAUUGAAGGCAUAAUCACGCUAAGAGAUGUGUUCAAUCUGAUUUUAAGCUAAUAUUUUCUUGAAUUGGUGUUUUUGAAGCUGAUAUAGACAUAGACUGAAAUAGCAGGCCGGUAAAAGUGGUAUAUUUUUCCAAGUUUCAAGCUUUAGGUAUACUGGUUUUACUGUCUGAAAUAGCAAGU
This is a messenger RNA of Ipomoea nil (Japanese morning glory), 1782 nucleotides long. Its product is annotated as sucrose nonfermenting 4-like protein. The record is from RefSeq and is a predicted model, not a curated record. Lineage: Eukaryota; Viridiplantae; Streptophyta; Magnoliopsida; Solanales; Convolvulaceae. The transcript is spliced from 13 exons. Bases 254 to 1654 code for a protein of 466 amino acids.